Molecule: messenger RNA, 1016 nt
Organism: Erigeron canadensis
Lineage: Eukaryota; Viridiplantae; Streptophyta; Magnoliopsida; Asterales; Asteraceae
Product: F-box/FBD/LRR-repeat protein At1g13570-like
Exons: 4
Coding region: 70-510 (146 amino acids)
Source: RefSeq, a predicted model, not a curated record
UUUGAGUUUACUGCCGGUCAGCUUGAUAUCGUUUCCGAGUUUGAACCGAUAAUACUUUAUCUUUCAAGAAUGAAUACCGUGAAACAUUUGGUCUUAGGAUUUGCAUACGGUUACAAGCUGCCUCAUUCAUUCUUUUCACUGAAUGAAUUAGAAGUACUUGAACUCAAUGAUCGUGUGUUUGACCCCCCACUAAGGUUUAAUGGUUUUCCUAAGCUGCGGAGAUUGUCCUUGCAUGGAGGUCAGAUUAAAGCUAAGAAGCUUCUACAUUUACUCACCUAUUGCCCAUUACUAGAAGAAGUCGCCUUGACAGAACUAUAUGCAGAAGAGAACUUUGAAGGAGCAAAUGAGUGUACUUUUGCUGAGCUUUUACGGUGUGUACCGUUGGUUAGAACAUUGGAAAUCUCAAAGGAUUAUACGAAGAACUUGGUUGUGGCUCCUACGCCUCAUAGGCUUUCAACUCCACUAGUCCGCCUCAAAAACUUGGAUUUAGAUAUGUGCUUGAUGGAGUAAGAUGAGAUUCGUUGCGCACUUUGUUUGAUCAGGAGCUCCCCUAAUUUAGAGAGAAUUACUUUUAUGAUGUAUGCUAAUGACGAGCCACGUGGUCAAGCUACUCCAAUGAACUUUUUUGAUCAAAAAAACCACUCAGAUUUGUACCUAGAUCAUCUUGAGAAAUUAGAGAUACAUAUGUUUAGUUUCUUAGCUAUAGAGGUGAAAUUCAUCAAACUGAUGAUGGCUAAAGCACCAGUGUUAAAGAAUGCGUUAUUGGUUAACAAACAGUUUCCACCGAUGGUUUUUGCGGAUGAACAAUUGGAAAUGCUUAGACAGCCCUUCCCACGUGCAUCACCUUCAGCAAAAUUAUUUAACGGCCAAAACCUUGGCUGAUAACAAUGUUUUGUGUUGAUUAUGAACGGCUAGUCUACUUGCUGCUUUGUACCCAGUGUAUGGAAUAUUAAUUGCUUAAUUUUGUAACCAAAACUGGUCCUCGUACCCAUCUAUUUUACUGCUACUUUCUGCUU